This is a messenger RNA of Anneissia japonica, 746 nucleotides long. Its product is annotated as branched-chain-amino-acid aminotransferase-like protein 2. The transcript has a single exon. The coding region runs from base 18 to 521 and encodes 167 amino acids. The record is from RefSeq and is a predicted model, not a curated record. Lineage: Eukaryota; Metazoa; Echinodermata; Crinoidea; Comatulida; Comatulidae.
GAUAUCGUCACACGUUUAUGAUACGUCAUCCUCUAAAGCUAUAUAAAUCGUGGAAUAAGAUGUUCUCAAGCCUUGGUAUGUCAGCGGAAUCUCAGCGUAUAGACGAGGUUUUAGAGAUGUCGGGAUCCAAAGCCUAUGCGUACGGAGACCACUUUCAACUAUACGAGCAUUUGAUAUCAAGUGGAAUUGAACGAGAACCGAUUAUAAUUGAUUCAGACGAUUUGCAGUCUGAUCCAGAAGGCAUCCUUCGAAAGUUCUGCCAAACUCUGGGCAUCAAGUACGCUGACAAGCUACUCUCUUGGGAGGCGGGUGAUGGUGUUGUUAGGGACUGGGCUGCAUCGAAGUUACAGCUACAAGGUAACAAAGUAAUGGGGGUUUAUCAGAAUGCCUUCGACAGCACCUGUUUUAAGAAGCCAGAGCCACUGCCACAACGUUCCGAGCUGAAUGAAUCUGUUCUAAAGUGCGUUGACGCAGCCAUGCCAAUAUAUCAGAAAAUGCACGACAAGCGUCUGCGUCCUUAGCGUUGGAGAUUUAUCAAAUUUAAUAUUGAAGUUUAGUUAGUUUUUACAUACAUCGUCUUGUAAUUUAGGUUUUAUCAGUUUCUUUUUAAUAGUUAUUAACAUGUAAUAACAAAUAAUUAAAAAAGAAUUAGAUGUAUGUGUAUAUGUAUGUAUACGCAUUGUGUCUUUAUUAAUAUGUACAAAAUACCAACAAAAAUUAUAAUAGGUGAUAGAAUGGACGAAGAU